AUGGAAUAUUCCCUGUUUUGCAAAUGCUACGCCGAGUUCCUCGGCGUUUUCAUUUUCAUUUUUUGCGGCACGAUGCAGGCAAAUGUCUACGAUAUUAUGCAGCCUGACGGUCUUACCCAUUCUGCAUUAACGCACGGUUUUGCGACGAUUGUGAUCAUUUUCACACUCGGCCAUAUUAGCGGCGGACAUUUCAACCCAGUUGUUUCCUGGGCGGCUACCCUCAUUGGAAAACUUCCGAUAUGGCACCUGCCAUUCUACAUGCUAUCCCAAUUUUCUGCUGGAUUCUGUGCUUGCCUUCUAUCAGCUUGUCUCCAACGACAAAGAGAUUUUAUUGUUUGGACUCCAAUUGGCGAUAUUGAGAAUGCUGUGGCGAGUUCGAGUAUUCGUGCCGGAUAUAAUAGAAGGAAUAACUCGACAUGGCAGAAGUCGAUAAUGCUGACAACGCAAUUAGCUGCGACGUCGUCGGGAGCUACUUUAUUAAACCUUUCGAAUGACUGGUGGGAGGGAAUAAUCAGCGAAAGCAUCACGACUUACUUUUUCGUCACUCCAGCCACUUUCUCAAAAAGAAAUUUUUUUUCGAAUCCUGCGGCUCCAUUCAUUAUUGGGAUGAUGGCAAUGGUUGAUAUAUUUGCAACCGCUUCGAUAACCGGCACCGCAAUGAAUCCAGUUCGAGCACUUUCUCCGAAUAUUGUCGCCGAAAUCGUGCUUUCUUCAAAAACAAUCCCAAACAACUUUUGGACAUUUCAUUACAUUUAUUGGGUUGGUCCUUACAUUGGGUCGAGUGUUGCUGUGAUAACAUACAAAUUCUUUUUGUCAAGAAAUGGAAGAUUCGUCAAUUGA
Molecule: messenger RNA, 840 nt
Organism: Caenorhabditis bovis
Lineage: Eukaryota; Metazoa; Nematoda; Chromadorea; Rhabditida; Rhabditidae
Source: the annotation of a GenBank genome assembly